Messenger RNA from Gorilla gorilla gorilla (western lowland gorilla), 1450 nucleotides. It is a transcript of the gene HOPX, whose product is annotated as HOP homeobox. Gene Ontology annotation, molecular function: DNA binding. Gene Ontology annotation, cellular component: nucleus. The coding region runs from base 453 to 728 and encodes 91 amino acids. Gene Ontology annotation, biological process: regulation of transcription by RNA polymerase II; cell differentiation. The transcript is spliced from 4 exons. The record is from RefSeq and is a predicted model, not a curated record. NCBI's taxonomy places the organism in Eukaryota, Metazoa, Chordata, Mammalia, Primates, Hominidae.
CCCUUUUCUCUUCCCCGUCUUCUCUCAGCCACAUCUCUCUUAUCCUGUCUUGGUGAAGAAGCUUGCUUGGCUAGGAGAGAGGUCAGGGACGAGAAGAUAGUGACGAGAAAGUUCCAUGAGACUCUCAGAAGUCCCAGCCUGAACAUCAAACCUGAAUAACCAGGAGAGACGUAACCUCGGCAUACUUUCAGUGGUUUACCUCCUGCCCACACUGCAGGUUUUUCAGGUCCUUGCUCGAGUGUGCGCUCACAGGCGUAAAUAAACGUGCUAUCAGCAGCCUGCGUCAGCCAGCCCAGCUAUUUAAGCAGGCUGGCAUCAGCAAACACAGCUUCCAAACCCAGGGCUUGCGCUUGCCUUUGCCUCUUCCACACUGAUGACAGACUGCCCCACUGAGAAGGGUCUAGCGGAGCACAGGUCACCAGCUGGGCAACAUUCAGAAAGUUAGUCUUCCUAUGCUCAUUUUCCUGGGCUGUUACAGAAGAAGACUGGAAGAGCGCGCAGGGACCAUGUCGGCGGAGACCGCGAGCGGCCCCACGGAGGACCAGGUGGAAAUCCUGGAGUACAACUUCAACAAGGUCGACAAGCACCCGGAUUCCACCACGCUGUGCCUCAUCGCGGCCGAGGCCGGCCUUUCCGAGGAGGAGACCCAGAAAUGGUUUAAGCAGCGCCUGGCAAAGUGGCGGCGCUCAGAAGGCCUGCCCUCAGAGUGCAGAUCCGUCACAGACUAAGGAGAUGGCAGGCAUUGACAGCUUCACUCCAUGAAGACCAUCUCUGUUUCUCUCCUCUGCUUAACCAAGCUGUUGUGGUUUUUCAGCAUAGUGUUGUAUGUUCCAUUGCUAGCUGUCCUGCUGUUUAACACAGUGUUGUAUUUUUUUUCUAAAUGUACAUAAUUAGAAAAGAAAAUAACAAUAGGAAGCUAUGUGUAUCUUCUGUGUAAAGCAGUGGCUUCACUGGAAAAAUGGUGAGGCUAGCAUUUCCCUUUGAGUCAUGAUGACAGAUGGUGUGAAAACCAUCUAAGUUUGCUUUUGACCAUCACCUCCCAGUAGCAAUUUGCUUUCAUAAUCCAUUUAGCAAUCCAGGCCUCUGUUGAAAAGAUAAUAUGAGGGAGAAGGGAACACAUUUCCUUCUGAACUUACUUCCCUAAGUCACUUUCCUUAUGUAUCAUCUAAUACAAUGAUGGUUGAGUGAAAAUACAGAAGGGGUGUUUGAGUAUUCAGAUUUCAUAAAACACUUCCUUGGAAUAUAGCUGCAUUAACUUGGAAAGAAGCCUGUUGGGCCAGAAGACAGAAACUCCAACUGGCAAAAAAGCAAGCAUCUAAGAAAAAAAACCACCAAAGUUCUUGAAUUUACUAUAUUUAAAUGCAUUGGUUAAGUUUAUUUUGCUAAAUAAAGUGAACUGCUUUUUGUCUCUAAAAUGAUAUUCUAAAUAAAACCUUAACUUUUUGUUGAA